Molecule: messenger RNA, 453 nt
Organism: Fraxinus pennsylvanica
Lineage: Eukaryota; Viridiplantae; Streptophyta; Magnoliopsida; Lamiales; Oleaceae
Source: the annotation of a GenBank genome assembly
AUGCAAAUCACUGAGAUUGUGCAGACAGAAUAUAUGGCCAUUCUGCAAAAUCUGAUUUUGAAAUCUGCUGUGACCAUAUUAAGGAUAUGUGACAUGUGCUGUGACAUUUUAACAAUUAUCUGUGACUGUGCAGAGAAGGUAGUUGGAUGGGCUUUAUGGCAUCAUUUAACGCCGAACCCUGAAACUGAUACAGAUGCCAAGUUUGUUUUAUCUACUGAGAGUAUCCAGUAUGGCAUAGGAAUACUACAAGCAAUCCAGAAUGAAUCCAAAAGUUUGAAGAAGUCUCUUAAGAUGAGGCGCCAAAAACUGAGUGGUGGGAGGAUCGUUAAAGCGGCGGAAACUCAGUGGAGUUGGGACUGGGAGAAAGAGAAGGGAGAGACAGAGGUGGUGAAGAAAGGAGGCGAAAUGGAGAUGGGAAGGAAGGAGAGUGAAUGGAAACGAGAAGGAAGGUGA